This is a messenger RNA of Schistosoma haematobium, 1471 nucleotides long. RefSeq lists its product as uncharacterized. NCBI's taxonomy places the organism in Eukaryota, Metazoa, Platyhelminthes, Trematoda, Strigeidida, Schistosomatidae. The record is from RefSeq and is a predicted model, not a curated record. The coding region runs from base 264 to 998 and encodes 244 amino acids. The transcript is spliced from 3 exons.
AACUCGAACUGAUUUGCGUACGUACGAAAUUCUACGUUGUUACUGACUGACUGACUGCCUGUCCCAGCAAAACUGCUUUUGGUGAACCACAAUUAUCUCAUACUGGUUCAGACAUUAAUGCCAUUCAUAAAUUUAAUUUUGACGGUGCAGCAGGUGUAACUUUUGAUUCUUGGUUUGAGAAAUAUGAAGAUUCGUUCUAUGUUGAUCUCUGCAGAGUUGAUGACGCCUCAAAAGUCAAAAUACUUCUAAGAAAACUUGGGACGAUGGAACAUGAACGCUACAGUAACUUCAUUCUCCCGAAGAACCCACGAGACUUUAGUUUUGAUGAAACAGUUAAAACCCUGUCUCAAAUCUUUGGAGAACAGUCAUCUCUAUUUAAUAUCCGUUGCCAAUGCUUGAAGAUAACGAAAGAACCAGAUGACUGGGUGAAACAUGCAGGAAUUGUGAACCGAGAGUGUGAGAGGUCCAAGUUGUCUUCCAUGAUUGAAGACCAGUUUAAAUGCCUAGUACUUGUCUGUAGCCUGCGUUCACCCGAAAAUGCUGACAUCCGAACAAUAAUCCUAAGCAAGCUUGAACAAUGCCCCGAUAUGAUGCUGCGUGAAGUAACUACCGAAGGGUUAGUGAACUUGAAGCAUGAUACCUCUAUGGUAGAGAACGGUACCCAUUUCCCUUACAUUAGUGCAGUCCAGAGAAAGGUCUCGCAAGGUUCCAGCAUGCAUAAUUAUCGUAAUGACAGUGACAAACCAUCAUGUCCAUGCUGGUCAUUUGGAGGUUGGCACUAUAAGAGCUACCCGUGUAAAGAACAUUGUUGCAGUAAUUGUCAUCGGAAGGGCCAUAUAGAAAUCAGCUGCAGAAAAAGAAAGCAUAAACGGUAUUCUACAAAACCCUGCUUCAAGAAAUACAAGUUUGGCGCAUUAACAAAAAGAGUAUUGGUAUCACAUAAUCACGCACGGAAUCGCCGCCAAAGAAGCUUGUUACAGCUUCUGAUAUUACCCUAAUCAGCCUAGAAACUUGGAGGAACAUUGGGAGACCCAUAGUUCUCCCAACAACACAACUAACACACAGUGCAAGCAACGCUUCAGGGAUAUCGUUCACUGUUGGAGGUUGCGAGCACUUGAAGGUCAAACUGCCACAAGAUGAUUGGUGCGUCACAUCAACAAUUCGUGAAAAUUUUCCGAAGCGGUCAAAUCAAGACAUUUUUAGAUUUGAAUUGAGUUCAGCCACACCAUGUCUGAUAAUGUUCAUUCUUCAAGUAACGAAGACGAUGCCAUCGUGAUGAUGCAUGAUAUAGGAUGAAUCUUCAAUGAUAUUAUGUUAUCUCGAAGAUUUACAAGUUGGGAUAAUUUGGAGACCUGUUUGAAAGAAGUACAUAAGUAUACGCAUACUAAUUAUAUUAUGUCAGUAUGCAAAAAGAACAGUGAUGACCCAACUUCAAAGCACUUUUUCGUGAGAUAUGUCUGUAUAUAUGGAC